AUCACUUUUAAAAAAAAGAAAAGCAAUAGAAGGGAGAUAGGCCUUGGGGACUUAUUUUACAUUAGAUGGAAGUUAACUUUUAUGAAGUUCUGAAGUGAUAAGAAAAACAAAAGAAAGAAUUGAAAAGAUGGCAUCUAUAAUAUGGCUUCCAGUAAUAGUGUUUAUUGCCACUGCUUACCUAUACCUCCUGUCUACACGACUGCCUGAAAUGGAUUACACUGGCAAAAAUUGUACCAGUGAGGACCUAAAGUUCCCACGAAAUCUUCAGGAGUUGACCAGUCUGGCUGUUCUCCUUCAGCAAUACAAGACUGACCACCUACCCUAUGUCCUUCUACUGUUCUGCAGUGCCUACCUCUACAAACAGUCCUUCGCUAUCCCAGGAUCUGUGUUCAUGAAUCUGUUAGCAGGUGCCCUGUUCCCGACAUGGCUUGGCUUUAUCAUCGUUUGUACCCUGUCAGCCUGUGGUGCUACCUUUUGUUACACAUGGUCAAAACUGUGUGGAAAAGCAUAUAUCAUCAGAUACUUCCCUGAUAAAGUCAAGUUUCUACAGCAAAAGGUAAAAGAAAACAUGGACAGUCUGUUUUAUUUCCUGCUAUUCUUGAGAUUUUUCCCGAUGACGCCAAACUGGUUCCUGAACAUGGCGUCACCCAUUGUCGACAUUCCAGUACACAUGUUCUUCUUCUCUGUGUUUAUAGGUUUAGUUCCGUACAACUUUAUAUGUGUUCAGACUGGCAGUAUGCUGUCUGACCUGCGGUCUAUUGAGGAUAUAUUUACACUCUGGACAAUGGCCAAGUUAGGACUUAUAGCCAUAAUGGCCCUAGUACCAGGGCUGGUCACCAAACGGCUAAAGAAGGACAUCAAGACAGAUUGACUGUACAGAGUUUGAUAAUAUAUUUAGCAUGUUCUGUAAAAUAUACUUGCUACAGAUUAGACAUAUUCAUUUUGAAGUCUCACUUAUUUCAUUAUCUAUAUGCUACUUUAUACCACCUUCCUGUAGCAUGAUAAAUUCAUUAUCACAGGUUGUCAGUAUGAGAAUACUCAAGAAGAAGUUGAGAACGACUUAAGAACAACUAGAUUUUCCUUUUUGGGGACCAUAUGUUUUCUUAAAAAAGAACAUCUGCUUGGGCCAGGUGAAGCCCUGAACGAGAAACAGUAUCUACACACAUGAUUUCCAUGUGAGAAAAUAUGUUAUGAAAAAUACUGUAAGGAUGACAAAACUAUUUUAAGCAUAAAUGUGCAUAUGGAGAAGCAAAUGAUGCUAUUAUUAUUUUAAGAUUAUCUUUCUACAGUGUAUAACCCUUU
Molecule: messenger RNA, 1302 nt
Organism: Mizuhopecten yessoensis (Yesso scallop)
Lineage: Eukaryota; Metazoa; Mollusca; Bivalvia; Pectinida; Pectinidae
Product: transmembrane protein 41A-B-like
Exons: 6
Coding region: 128-871 (247 amino acids)
Source: RefSeq, a predicted model, not a curated record